UUGUGCAAGCAUUUUGGAAUUUGUCCGAAUUGUUAGCUGUACUCUUGGUUUAUGUCCAGUUUCACGUUUUGCUUACAUCCCAUCAAUUGCUGCAAUGUUAAUUCAUCCUCAGAAGCUCUUUGAGACUUAGAGUGACACAAGACACAAUCUAAAUCUGUGGAGUUUGACCUUGUGAACCUGUCGCCAUGUCUGAGGCAUCUGCUGUAAGGUUCAGAGUAUUCACACUCAAUUGCUGGGGAAUCCGUUACCUUAGCAAAUGCUGCAGGGAGCGUUAUGAAAUGAUUGCUCAGUUACUGAGUCAGGAGAGGUAUGAUGUCGUCCUGCUGCAAGAGGUGUGGAGUGAACAGGAUUACCACUACUUGAGAAGCAAAUUGACAAGUACCCACCCUUAUUCAGUGUAUUUUAGAAGUGGAGCUAUAGGAAGUGGACUCUGUGUCUUCGCCAGAUACAUAAUAACUGACUCCUUCCUCUACCGCUACUCCCUGAACGGUUACCCUUACAAGUUGCACCAUGGUGACUGGUUUGGCGGGAAAUCUGUCGGCUUAGUUAUUCUGAACAUAAAAGACCUUGUCGUUCACGUCUAUGUCACACACCUUCACGCCGAGUACUGCAGGGAAAAGGAUGAUUACCUCCCCCACCGUUUGCUGCAAGCCUGGGAGCUGGGACAGUUUAUACGGCAUACGGGCAAAACGGCAGAUGUGAUCGUCCUGGGCGGGGAUUUGAACAUGCAUCCAUGCGACUUGGGGAACCGACUCAUUCAGUGCUACACAGGGAUGAAGGAUUCAUUCUUGGAGACUGAGAAAUUUGAGGGCUGUGAAGGUGGAUGUACACUGCUGUCCCAGAAUUGCUUUGCUUCGGUUGGUGACACUCAGUCGUUCCCAUCAGGAAUUCGCAUUGACUACAUCCUCUACAAGGGAUCGGGAGGUUUCACUGUGAAGUGUGAACACCUGAUGACUACAAAUGGGACACCGCCUGGGCGCAACAUGCCGUACUCAGACCACGAAGCUGUGUGCGCGACACUGAAUGUACAGAAAGAUGAGAAUGCUGUCAGUGAGUUGAGGCACAUGGAAGAGGCUGACCCGCAACUUGUGGACAUUCUGAACGAGGCUCGGGCGGAGCUAAAAAUCGGUAUUCACGGGGCGGAGAAGGUGCGCUACUCUUCUGGCAGGAUGGCCAUCCUGGGGUUCAUCCUUCUGCUCCUCGAGGUCGUCAUGGCGAUCAUACCACUUGUCACCACCACACCAGAGAACUCAUUUCCCAAGGUGUCCUUCUACAUUCUGGGCAUGGUGGCCUUUGCAGUGGCUCUACUCGCUGGCAUUCUCUAUGUCUUUCAUACCAUUGAGGUGAAAAUGCUGCAAGGGACAGAGAACCAAAUGAGUAACACCAUCCAGGCUCUGCAGGAGCGACUAGGCCACUGACAGCACUGCAUUAGCACGUUUCAGACCAGUUUGACGGGGAUCUGGUGGGAGUAAUCAGACCUCCCCUUGCACAAUCUAUAGCAAAAGCAGUUCAAUGAUAUUUUGUGAUCUUAAACCUGCAUGUUAACCAUGAGACUUCAUACUGUCAAAUGCAUUCCAGAUGGCUGUACAGAUCCAUAGGGGAAUGGAGGCUAGCAUUUGGGGCAACGUAAUUGUUUCACCAUGCGUCCCCCUCCAUUUUUAUUCGCCAUUUCCAAUUAACUUUCCCUCAAGUAUGAAGACGGUGGUGAGAGUUUCCACUCUGCUCGAACUCAGGUUUUCAUGAGUUCCAGUUUAGAGCAGGAAGAAUCUCUGUGGCCAUGAUGGAAAUCUGUCCACCCCCACCCUCAGCCUUGCUCGCCCAAGAACCCACUUCUCCCUGAAAUGGACCUAGGUCAGGAACUGAAGAAACUGCCUAGUAGUUUCCCUGGCAGCUGGAGUGGUUUACAUUUUAUUGAACUGUCAUAAGAACACUCAACUUUUUCACUAAUGUAGUUUAAGGAAGGCAGUCUGCUGUUCUUGCCCAUUCUUGUCUGCGUGUGACUGCAGUCUCUCAGCAUUGUGGCUGAGUCUUAACAUUCCUCUACACUAACCUGGAGAAACACUCAGUUGCACUGUCUGUUCUCGAAGAGAACAGCAGGAAGGUCCACCCCCACCUUUUUCAGUUUAACCUUUCCAGUUAGACCUUCGUCCUGAGAAUAAUUGGAUAAAAGGUGUUUUCUCGGACUGCUGCACUUCAGCUAAAACAGUGCUGGCUCCAUGAAACCUUUCAGCAAAGUUGGGUUUCCAGAUCUUAAGCUAAUUGUCAGGAAGCUUAGGUGACAGCAUUUAUACCAGGGUUGGGGAUAAGAGAAGAAUGUAAUUCUAUUUUUAAGAGUUUAUUUUCUUGCAGGCAAGGAUUUUAUAUAGCAACUUUCAUUUCUUCUUGCUCAAGAGCAAUUUUCCUGGUCCCUGUUCCACCCUGGAGUUUACCCCUAUUCUUUUUUCAAAAUGGGGGCAUAAGGACAUAUAGAGGAGUACUGAUCCUCCUGUCUCCUGUGAACCGUGUAUAAUUUGUCACUGUUUUGGAGUCUCACAACAGUUUUUAAUCUCCAAAGUAAAUAUUCAAAAGGAAUGAACUUGAAAUAGCUGACCUGAAAAAAUGAUUGGUAAUUGACUGCAAAUCACUCCACUAUAACUCUUUAAUUUUUAUUCCUCUCAUAACACAGUCUCAUUAAAACUGGGCAUUAUUUAAUUUUUAAUUAUAUUUUAACUAAUUUUUAAGAUUUAGUUUUUCUUAAUAAGCUUAAAACAACGUUUAUACAUCAUUUUUAAAUGCAUUAGGAUAAAGCUCCUUUUGUUUAGAGCUAUUCCAAGUUGGGUUAGAAGGAAAUAUCAUCUAUACUCAGUCUUGCUUUAGUCUUUCUAGUUCUGUAUUUAUCUUGUCCUUUCCCCAGUCUUACCUUUUUUUUAAUUAGAUGAACUUUUUACAUUCACUUGAUUCACGCCACC
Hemiscyllium ocellatum (epaulette shark) is the source of this 2948-nucleotide messenger RNA. Its product is annotated as sphingomyelin phosphodiesterase 2-like. The transcript is spliced from 11 exons. Gene Ontology annotation, cellular component: cytoplasm. Bases 186 to 1418 code for a protein of 410 amino acids. The record is from RefSeq and is a predicted model, not a curated record. NCBI's taxonomy places the organism in Eukaryota, Metazoa, Chordata, Chondrichthyes, Orectolobiformes, Hemiscylliidae. Gene Ontology annotation, molecular function: sphingomyelin phosphodiesterase activity.